AGUUACUAAGCAACGCCAGUAGAGUUGGCGCAAGAUGGCGAAGACAUAAAGAAGACUCGUGUCGUUUCGUCCUCUAAGGCUAAAAACGCUGAAACUUAGUCACCCACACUCAUUGAAACAAGAAACUUUUGUAGUUCGUGCCGUUUAAGUCAAGAUGGAGGAAGAAGAGACGACGUUGGCUUUGAUCAAGUACUACUGCUACGAAAAGUAUUACAGUCAUGCUGUAAACGCCGCAGCAGAUGCCCAAAGGAAAUUCAGCAAUGAUCCUAUCUACAGCUUUUUCCAUGCAUACGGUACCCUGAUGCAAGAUCAGAUUCAAGAAGCGUCAGUGGAGCUGGAUGCAAUAAGAGACAAUCGAGAUGUAUCUCUAUGCACGUUGAUGGCCCUGGUUUAUGCUGAGAAAAAACAGACGAACCCAGACAGAGAAGUGAUUCAAGAACUUGAUGCUAAAGUCAAAGAGGAUCGCAAAACUGCGUCUCCUAAGAGUCUGUACCACGCUGGUAUGUUCCUCUGGCUAAUAGGGCGAAAUGACAAAGCUAGAGAAUACACAGAGAGAAUGAUCAAACUGUCCAACGGUUCCAAAGAGGGUAUCAUUCUAAAAGCCUGGAUAGAUGUGACAUCUGGCAAAGAUGCUUACGCUAGAAAGGCUGGGAAAUACUUUGAUGAGGGACUGAAAGAGGGAGCAGAUGCUUUUGCACUGAUGGGAAAGGCACAAUAUUAUGAAUAUCGCCAAAAUUACUCUGGUGCACUGGAGAUGGUAAACCAGGUCAUCGUUAGUUCCCCUGUGUUCCUGCCAGCGCUCAUUAAGAAGAUGAAACUGUUGCUCAGCCUUCAGGACUGGGAGCAAACCAUGGAUGCAGCACACAGGCUAUUACAGAGGGACAUAAAUAACCCGGAGGCAAUACGGAUGUUAGCGCUGUAUUCCUUAUGCAGAGAUGGAGAUACGACUGAGUCAGUGAAGCAGCUUUCAAACCUCAUGCGGAGUUUGGAUAUUAUGGAACCCAACAACCCUGAGCUGUUCUACAGGAUGUCUCUAGCUUUCACUCGCCUUUGUGGACGCAAUGAAAAAGUGAUUGAGCAGACAUUCAGGAUGGUGGAGAGAGCAUUUUCUAUGGCAUCGCACAACUCAGACUUAGCCACAGAGCUGGGCUACCAGAUGGUGCUUCAGGGCCGAAUCAAGGAGGCUAUGAAGUGGUACAAGACCGCCAUGACUUUGGAUGAGACCAGUGUUUCUGCUUUGACUGGGCUAAUUCGUUGCCAGCUGAUAGAGGGCCACCUAGAGGACGCAGAACAACAGUUAGAAUUCCUAACAGAGAUUCAGCAAACUAUUGGAAAAUCAGGGGAACUACUGUACCUCCGUGCCGUUCUGGCAGCGAAGAAGCGACGGCCACUGGAAGAUGUGACUAAACUGCUUAACGACACAGUGGACACACACUUCUCCACGCUGCAGGGUCUGCCUUUGGGAGUGGAGUAUUUUGAAAAACUCAACCCUGAUUUCCUGUUGGAGAUUGUUAAAGAAUAUCUUGCACUGUGUCCUACUAAGCCUCCAGCCCAGGGGCAACUGCCCCCUCCUCUGCUCCAACACUGUUCCACAUUGUUGGAUACUGUAGUCAAAAUUGUGCCAGGUCUUCUGCAAGGGGUUUUCCUACUAGCCAAAGUCAGGUAUCAGUCUGGCGAUAUUGACGCGGCUCAGAGUGGUUUGCAUCACUGCUUGGAACAGUGUCCUUCCCAUGCGGAUGCACAUCUGCUAAUGGCACAGAUCCAUCUGCUGCAGGGCAACUUCAUGUUGUGUUCCCAGGCUCUUGAACUCUGCCUCAGCCAUAACUUUGAGAUUCGAGAACAUCCACUGUACCAUCUAAUCAGUGCUCAGGCAAAGAAGAAGAUGGGUCAGCUUGCAGAAGCCAUUCAGACACUGCAGAUGGCCAUGAGUCUUCCUGGUGUCCGUAGAGGUGCACCUUCAUCCAAGUCCAAGAGCAAAAAGGUUGAGCUAAGCCCUGCUGACUGCGUGUCUGUUUUUCUGGAGUUAGCCGAAGCUCUGUGGCUCAAUGGAGAACAGCAUGAAGCAGCAAAGGUGAUGCAGGACGCCAUCAUUGAGUUCUCGGGCAGUCCUGAGGAGCUACGUGUCACUAUUGCUAAUGCGGACCUGGCCCUGCUCCGUGGCGACACUGAGCUGGCACUUAGCAUGCUCAGAAACAUCACAGCUGAGCAGCCCUACUACAUCCAGGCCAAGGAAAAAAUGGCAGACAUAUAUUUGAACCACAGAAAAGAGAAGCGACUGUAUGCCAGUUGCUACAGAGAAAUGGUGGAAAAGCUGCCCAGCACUCAGACAUACCUCUUACUUGGUGAUGCCUACAUGCACAUCCAAGAACCAGAGAAAGCCAUUGAAGUUUAUGAGCAUGCUCUGAAGAAAAACCCCAAAGAUGGUGCUUUAGCCAGCAAGAUCGGGAAAGCACUGGUGAAGACUCACAACUACGUCAAGGCAAUCAAUUACUAUGAGGCUGCUUUGAAAACUGAGCAACAGAGCUUUCUGCGCUAUGACCUGGCUGAGCUGCUGAUGAAGAUGAAGCAGUAUGAGCGCUCUGAAAGAAUCCUGCAUGAAGCUCUGGCCCACGAGCCAGUGAAUGAACUUCAGGCACUCUCGGAUGAUUGUCGUUAUCUAGUCCUUCUGGCAAAAGUCCAAAACAAGGUUGAUAAAAAUAACGAAGCUUCAAUUUCCCUGCAAAAAGCCCGGGAUGUGCAGGCCAAGGUGCUGAAGCGGGUGCAGUUAGAGCAGCCCGACGCCUUCCCCAUGCAGAAGCAGCUUGCAGCCGAGAUCUGCUCUGAGAUCGCUAGACACUACACAAGUCAGAGGGUCUAUGAGCGAGCAGUCAAAUUCUACAAAGAAGCUCUUGUGUAUUGUGAGUCCGAUCGCAAGGUGAUGCUGGAGCUGGCACGGUUGUACCUCACUCUGGAUGAGGUGGACGCCUGCCAGGAGCAAUGCAGCGUCAUUUUGAAGACUGAUGAAUUUAAUGAAGACGCAACUCUGAUGAUGGCGGAUAUUAUGUUUAGGAAGCAGGACUAUAAACAGGCAGUUUUCCACUUUCAGCAGCUUUUGGAGCGCAAACCAGACAACUACCCAACUCUGUCACGUCUUAUUGACUUGUUGAGGAGAGCUGGAAAGUUGGAAGAAGUCCCCAGAUUCCUUGAAAUGGCAGAAAAACAUUCUUCCAGGACUAAGCUUGACCCCGGCUUUAACUACUGCAAAGGACUUCAUCUUUGGCACACGGGUGCACCCAACGAGGCUCUGCGACACUUCAACAAAGCACGGAAAGACAACGACUGGGGCCAAAACGCUGUGUAUAACAUGAUUGAAAUCUACCUGAACCCCGACAAUGACACAAUGGGGGGAGAAGUGUUUGAGAAUUUAGAUGGAGAAAUAGGGAACUCCACAGAGAAGCAGGAGUCGGAGCAGCUCGCUGUGAGAACAGCUGAGAAGCUGCUGAAGGAGUUGAAGCCUCAGACGCCAGGGGGACACACCCAGCUUCGCAUCCUGGAGAACUACUGCUUUCUAGCAACUAAACAGAAGGCCAAUAUAGAAAAAGCCCUCGGUGUGUUCACAGAGAUUGCGAACAAUGAGAAAGACCACAUCCCCGCUCUGUUGGCCAUGGCAACAGCUUACAUGAUGCUGAAGCAAACUGCCCGAGCUAGGACCCAACUCAAACGCAUCGCUAAGAUGAACUGGAGCAUUGUCGACGCCGAUGAGUUUGAGAAGAGCUGGCUGCUCCUGGCAGACUCCUACAUCAACUUGGGGAAGUUUGACAUGGCUGGAGACCUCUUGAAGAGAUGCCUCAACCAUAACAAGUCAUGCUGUAAAGCUUAUGAAUAUAUGGGCUACAUAAUGGAAAAAGAGCAGGCUUUCCGUGAUGCAGCACUCAACUAUGAACUGGCUUGGAAAUAUGGAAAUCGGACUAAUCCAACUAUUGGGUACAAGCUUGCAUUCAACUACUUGAAAGCAAAGAGACAUGUUGACGCCAUUGACGUGUGUCAUAAGGUUCUUGCUGCUCAUCCAGAUUAUCCCAGAGUGAGAAAGGACAUCCUGGACAAAGCCCGCGCUGCUCUGAGAGCCUAGUGGUAGAUGGGGGGGGGCGAAGAAUGCAUGUGAAGGAGGCAGCCACAUUUUCUGAAAUAAAACAACUUGUUUGGCUGUUUGGCUUCACUGUUGGUAUGGAGAAUGUGGAAUGUGCAGUUUUGCUUUCUGGAUGUUUGUUCAAAUACAAAGUUAAUAUUUAGGUACUGGAGAAGAACAAAAAUCGUGAUUUUAAUUUCUGUUUAUGAAACAACUAAAGGCUAAAACUAAAAAACAAAAACUGAUUUUGUAACAGAAAAUAUGCAGGAGGACACAAUUUAUGAAUAUGUGUAUAAAAUAAAGUUUGUUCUAUUACUGAAA
This is a messenger RNA of Betta splendens (Siamese fighting fish), 4426 nucleotides long. It is a transcript of the gene ttc21b, whose product is annotated as tetratricopeptide repeat domain 21B. The coding region runs from base 155 to 4108 and encodes 1317 amino acids. Lineage: Eukaryota; Metazoa; Chordata; Actinopteri; Anabantiformes; Osphronemidae. Gene Ontology annotation, molecular function: protein binding. The record is from RefSeq and is a predicted model, not a curated record. Gene Ontology annotation, cellular component: intraciliary transport particle A. The transcript has 29 exons. Gene Ontology annotation, biological process: intraciliary retrograde transport; protein localization to cilium.